This is a messenger RNA of Spirometra erinaceieuropaei, 6228 nucleotides long. The record is from the annotation of a GenBank genome assembly. NCBI's taxonomy places the organism in Eukaryota, Metazoa, Platyhelminthes, Cestoda, Diphyllobothriidea, Diphyllobothriidae.
AUGUUUUCUCAAGACUCCUUUCAAGGAUCCUGUCUCCUCCUCCUCCUCCUCCUCCAAUCAAAGUUCCCUCGUUACGAUCGCGUUCUUGGCUUUUUGCUUUGCUACUCACAGCACGUCGUAAGUUAUGGGGAUUUUCCAUUCUUCGUGAAACACAGCCUCUGCGCAAGCAUGCCACAUCCUUGGUAUGAGGACAAACGGUAUCGCAAAAUCUCUCAAAAAUAUCUUUUCCCAGGACUGCAGACAUCCUUUCGGCAGCAUGCCAUACCCCAGUGAGACCUCUGGCAACGUUGAUACAUCAACGUGACUUUGCAGACUGCUCUGGAUCCAAGCGCAAUUUGGUUACAUUCAUUCCGCACUACAUUUUUAAUGUACGCGUGUUCUAUUGGCCAUCCAGAAGUGUGUUAACUUGCGAUUUUCACCUAACAGGGUCAUCAUGGAUUCACUUUUAACCAUGAAAUAUAUUUGUACAUAUGCCAAGAUCCUUUUGGCAGACCGCUGGCCUUCUUCGCCCGCUCAGCUCUAGGAGAAGCAUGUCGUUUUCGGCCGGUAGGAACUGCUCCUAUUGAAUUCAGGGGAUUUCAACUGAUGUCAGUAAGUUCCAGCAAUGGCUAGUUCUUCAUUGUACCAGCGCUAUGGUUACGUAUCACGACAGAGUUGAGUAGCAUUCGCAAAUACGGUUUGGAUUACCUAAAAGCCCAUGAAAAUUGUCGCUGACGCAACCUUAAUAGGAGUCCACUGCUUAUGACGCGAGUAUUCAACUCACGAUGGAAGCUGAGACAAACAACCAACUCCCCUUCUUUGACGUGCUUGUGUACCGGUGUACAGUUGGACAACUGCAAACUACAGUAGUCAUAAAAGCCACAUAAAAGCCAAAUCAAACAGUUCAGCAACAAACAUCCUGUCAUGCAAGCGCAGUUAUAAGGUGAUACCAUGCUAACAGUGCAGGUACUUUCCAAAAGCCUAUACGUGCGUGUUUCGCCGAUGUUUUGCCGCUGCAUGGCGCAGCCGCGAGGAGUUCGGCUCGUCAGUGGGUCCCCCAACACUCCCCAUCUGUUUUCUGGUAGAUACUCCAGUUUACAAAUUGUCGCUUUUUAAUUUCCUCAGAAAUUAUAUAAGAAGUUAGAAUUGAUCAGUUUAUUCAAGGUCUAUAGGCACAGACCGAGAAGCGCAGUUGUUUCUGCACUCUAUUGCAAAGACUCGUAACACACUGCAACAUGCCAAAAGAUAAAAGGGCCGAAUGACUGUACCUUCAGAGUAUCUUCGCAGCCAAUGGUUAUCCCAGACAUUUUAUCGAGACAAGCAGGCGCCGAGCGCACAGUCGACGGCCGAAUGAGUAGUAACCCGAAGUCUGAAGGGUCAUUCCGUACAUUAAAGGGGUUUCCGACGCGGUCUCUGGACUGUUACAACCCGCCAAAGUAGACAUGGCCCAUCGACCCCAGGCAGAAAUUCGGCGUUCUCUGAUGCAACCUAAGGACACGCUGCCACCCACUGAAAUCCUAGCAGUUAUCUACAAAAUAAGCUACAAUGAGGGCGACCGCAAAUUUAUAUAUGGGAAACUGGGCGGAAAUUGCAGACCCGCCUACAAGAGCACAAAUCGGCGACUCGGAGGCUAGACUAAAACUCUCAACUAACAACGCACAUUGGAGAAAUUGGGCAUGCUUUUGAUCUCCAGAGAGCUACCAUCUUAGGCUCAGACAACACAAAAGCAGAACGGCCAAUCCUCGAGAUGCGGUACUCCGAUGCCAAUUCUAUCAAUGGACAUUUGGACUUUCCUGGGUCAUCAAUUUCAUAGAGCUCAGGACCAAACGACCACAGUGGAAUUAAAAAGGUCACAGCAAGACAGCCCGACGACGAAUUUACUCGGCGAGGAAGAAAAAGAUCCGCCAGACAGACCACGCGAUAGAAGUUCAAUCGCCUCCACCCGACAAAGUGGUGACUUACAAAGCAAGCAGAUAAAACGCCCACCAACCAUCCCCAGAGAAGCCGAGGCAGCGAGAGAAGAGCAAAGUCGAUAAGCAUGAGGUCGACCAACGCGACAUGCCAUUUUAGUUCCUGGUAGAUUAAAUGAAGUUUAGGUUUUCACAAUGGGGAGCCGACCAGGUUCUUCGAAACGUCAGCACCCAAAUAAACCCGUUCCAGUGAACUCAUCUUUUUCCUCAGAUCAUCAAUUCUGAUCUGUUAACUUUGCCAUUCAGAGCAAGUUACUUAUGCCUGCACUCCUAGUAACUCAAUUUGUAGAAGUUCAUAAAGUCCGUCUAUGAAAACAUCAGGGAAAAUAAAACAUAUCAAGUCUCUUUUUGCCAAAAUACUUUUAAAAAACUGUGCAAUAUGGAAAAUCGCAGCUAGUCAACUGUUCAAUUACGUGUUGCAAAAGGGUGCUAUGAGAAUUCGGUUCAUUGAGGCGAGGCAGAUUUUGCUGGAGUUCACCGGUAGAGACGUCGUAAAAAUGGAAGAUUCCACACGGCCACAUGUCGGGAGGCUGGUCGGUGUCCAAGAAAUAAAAGUACAAUCAUCAGGUGUAAUCGGUCACACAGUUUACUAUGUAUUAACGGAACGUUUCUUUCGUAAAAUUACUGUUUUUUGACGAUGGUAGAGUUCACUGAGUUUCAGGACGUCAUUGGGAUAUUAAUGAACAAUUUACGGUUUCAAGUUGCUUUCAAUCGAUUGCCCGGAAAAGUGAGUUCGGCAGGUUUCAUACAAAACUUUCAAAAUAAAACAGCAAGUUCACGAAAGAUUUUGUAUGCAGGCAACGAUUUAGAUACCACUCAUAGACCCAACAAACAGUAAAAAAUGGGACGGUAUUUUGCCGAAGAAUGUUUGUAUACUUCAUCUUUUUGCUGUAAUAUCAGAAAGAAUUGGGAUGUUUGAACCGAUAAUUCUGCAAGACACUGGAAGAGUUCCUGUUGCAGAUGAAAACAUGUAUUUUCUGCCUACAUUAAGGUCAUUUUUGAUAUCUUCUCCCACUUUUGGCUUUCGCCCUACGAUUACAAAUACACCACACAGAGGCCACAUGAAUACGAAAAUAUUAUGCAAACUAAGAAUGUCCGGCCCACUUCCUUUCUAAAUUACGAAUUAGCAGAAGCCAGAAAGCGUAGAACAUAUCUUAUCAUGUGCUGUGGAAUCAAAAUAGCCGCCUUAUGGUAGGUCUUUUUGGCGGUUAUUAGUGGAAUAUUGGCAGACACAAGGAAAAUAUGGGAGUGUUUGUGGGCGUUACUACUGCGUUUUAGGACAAAAAAUCUUACAGAUUCGCGAAUGUUUAUUUCCUUGCAAGGGGUUAAUUUGUCUUCUUCUGAAAAUAAGGUGUUCACUUGUACUUCGCUCCAUCUGAGUUAUUCGGAAUAAAAAGUCGACUUUUCUAUAGGUGAAAGUUGUUUUGAUAACGUUUUUUUCGUUUAACCUAAUGCUCUCUCUCGCAGGCAAACGCCCGCUGAUGCAUAGAUGCGGUAUGUGAAAAUAGGAAAUGGCCUGGCCAUCAGGCGCCGUCGGUCUUUGCCUAAGUUUGUAAACUUUUUACUGGGAAAUAAUGACUUAGUUACGAAUGUUGUCCGAGAAUAGGAAUUUUUAGAAACGCGUAAGGCGAAUAAGUAAAAUGAGUAACUUUUGAGAUGCCUCGAAAUGAUCGGCCAAAUUUUCAUGAUUAUAUUUCAUGAGUUACGUCACCUACUAUAUAUGUACAUCUUUGUUUAUCACGGUGUGCCAAGCGCCGUGGCUUGGAAAACUGCCGACUGACGCCUCAACUCAGACAGCUGCGUGUGUGUGCCUGUGCGGAGUGGCGGACUGGUGGGUCAUGAGACGGGCCGAAACGGCUCCUUCUUAACGUGGCCUCUGGCACUCUCACGUAUAUGAGGAUUGUGUGUGUGGGCCCCCAAACGGACCACAUGUUAGAUGUGCUAGACCAGCACGGGGGCCACAACGGAUUCUGGCAGACGCUGUCUGCGCGCAGUAGCAAAUGCCAACAUGUAGGGGGUGCUCUGGCAGUCCCUGUUGUCGACAGCCGUCGCACAACUGGGAUCACUGUCACGCCCUCCAUAUUUGUGGCGGUAAAAAUCCUGGUUAUUUGUUGUGUGGACCAGGGGGUGCGGUGUGGUGCGCCAAGGUGAGGAUCCGUCCGAGCCAUCCACCUGCGGCCUCCUUCGUCUCCGGUCUUCUUGACUCUGUCUUGACGCCGAACUCAGGCGGGGAAGGAGGAGAGAGUGUGGGUAGAUGCAGCGCAAGUCUACUGGCACUUUAAACUCCUGCGCAAGUCACUAUCCCUGCUCCCACCUCUGCUGUGGGGCACACGAUGGACAUAAUCGAAAUCGAUGGUCGAACCAUCGUGUGUGUAUGUGUGUUUGUGUGGGGUAUAUGGGUGUCAGCGGUGGGUUCACGUGAUGGUCGUGGUGGUCGCUCACUUGCUUGCAGGUGAGACUACGCCUAGCGUUCACUUGCUGGCACUCAACUCUAACCUGUGGCUCCACGUAGCUGGGCUCUGCUCAGCGGACACACCCCGGCAACCGUCUCGACCGGCGGGGUAAACCAUGUGAGGGGGCCCUGUGCGCUGUGCCGUGUGCACAGGGUUUGCGGAUUCCGCUGGAUGGACGGUCGGAUGGAACCUUGCGUCGGCACCGUCGUGACGUGGUUCGUCUCUGCACGCCGCUGGACAGCCGGUGACGUGAUGCAUCUCCACAUCGACAUUGCCUUGACGCGCCCAUCUACGCCGCCGGAGACAGCGGUUUACGGCGAAUUCGAGUCGCUCUCCACUACAACACGAAGUCGUGGCCCUAUAGUGGAGUUCGGCCGUGCCACAACGGCAAAUGGCAGCCAUAUUCAGGGAUGGCACUGCCAGCCCCCGCGAGGGGAGGGGCCUCGAAAAGGUGGCCUAAACAUUGCUGGGCACCACGCCGUCUUCAGGCUAGCCAGGGCCGCAGACGUCUAAUCAAGGUCGAAACAAUCAAAGUCGAAACAACAACAAUACCAAUAACAACAACAACACUACUCGCUCACCUCCUCAUCCUACCUCUUCUUCCUCUUCCUCUGCCUAUUCUUCUCCUUCGUCACAUCCUUCUCCAUCUCCCUCCCGCCGCCCCACUCGUCGCCACUCUGGCAGCCUGGAAUGUUCGUUCCCUUUUAGACAAUCCGAGGAGCAACCGACCGGAACGGAGGACGGCGCUAGAUGCACGAGAACUGGCCCGCUACAAGGUGGACAUCGCCGCACUCAGCGAGACCCGAUUCUCCGAACAAGGCAAACUGGAGGAGGUGGGUGCCGGCUGCACCUUCUUCUGGAGUGGUCGACCCAGGGCAGAGCGACGCGACGCGGGUGUUGCCUUCACCACCCUGAACGACAUCGUGGAACGACUGUCCUGUCUGCCGCAGGACAUCAACGAUCGCCCGAUGAGCCUCCGUCUGCCUCUCCGCGGGCGGGCAAAUUUGCCACCAUCAUCAGCGCCUACUCUCCGCCGAUGAGCAGCCCCGACGCCGCCGCCGUCAGAGACAAAUUUACGAGGACCUGCACGCCCUCUUGGCGACUGUGUCGAAGGCGGACAAGCUGAUUGUCCUUGGUGACUUCAACGUCCGCGUCGGCACAGACCAUACUGCCUGGAGAGGAGUACUGGGUCCCCACGGUCUCCGCGGCUCCAACGACAACAGACUGCUGCUGCUCCGCACCUGCGCAGAACACCGCCUCAUCCUGACGAACACCCUCUUCUGUCUGCCGGAGCGAGAGAAGGCCACCUGGCGGCAUCCUCGGUCGCGUCAGUGGCACCUGCUGAACUACUUCCUCGUCCGGAGGCGAGAUCAGCGGGACGUGCUGAUGACGAAGGCGAUCGCGGGUGCUGACGGGUGGACCGACCAUCGCCUCGUCAUCUCGAAGAUGCGUAUUCGCCUACAGCCUCGCAGGAGACCACAAGGUAAGCGACUCCUAGGUAAGCUGAAUGUUGCCUUGUUAUCUUUGCCUGCUCACUGUCUCCAUUUCAGCAAUGAGCUAGCUCACCGGCUGCCGCUGACGACGCCGCCGCUGCCGAGAACGCCUCCGUGGAGAACCACUGGUGUCAACUGCGAGACACGGUUCAGUCGACGGCGCUCGCCGUCCUCGGUCGCGCUCCCCGUCAACACCAGGACUGGUUCGACGACAACGACGCCGCCAUCAGAAAUCUGCUCGCUGAGAAGAACCGCCUACACAAUGCCUACGUAGAUCACCCCACUGAGGACAACAAAGCUGCCUUCUACCGCAGUCGCCGCCAACUUCAGUAA